AUGUGCGACCGGGGUAAUGGCAAGGAGCUGAACGUGUGGUACGACGGCAAGUCUGCGAUCUCGUACAUCACCAGCUGGCAGGCGAAGCUCCAGAACGAGCUCCUGAAUUCCAAUUGGUCUGACGAGUUGGAUUACCUGGACAAAGCCCUCGAGCGGAUUGCCAGGGCCUCCAACACCGAGAAGCGGCCGAAGGUGUUGAUUGACGAAGGCAUUCUGGAGAACUGGGAGCGCUGCUUGCGCGCAACAUGCUCCCAUGAUUUGACCUUGGACACAGCUGAUGGCCCAGUCACCGCGCAUGCGGUGAUUCUCAAAGAGGCCUCUCCCGUGAUCAAGGCGAUGCUGGGGUCGCCGAUGAAAGAGCAGGAGACGCAGCAUGUUCAAGUGAAAGACUCGCCCAAAGCUGGUGUCUCCCUCUUCCUGGAGACUUUGUACACGUGCUCAACCAGCACAGAGCCAGACUACCACACAGUCUUAUCGGCGCUGGAUUUGGCGCACCGAUGGCAAGUCCAUGUGGUUGUAGCCAUCCUGACGGAUCUGCUGGGAACCAUGAUCACCGAAGAAUCCUUCCCGCCCAUCGCCGAGCAUGCUGCAUUGAAAGGGCUGGAGCCUUUGAAAAAGGCUUGCAGGAGGUUUGGCCACGACUCCUGGGUGAUACAGCAGCAGCUGAAGAAGGGGCGUUUGAGCCGUGUGGUCAGGGAGCUUUUGCUACAGGAGGCUGCUGGAACCGCAAGGUCGGUGAGGAAGCGGAAGCUGCUGUGA
Molecule: messenger RNA, 759 nt
Organism: Durusdinium trenchii
Lineage: Eukaryota; Dinophyceae; Suessiales; Symbiodiniaceae
Source: the annotation of a GenBank genome assembly